This is a messenger RNA of Rhopilema esculentum, 2828 nucleotides long. Its product is annotated as melanopsin. Gene Ontology annotation, molecular function: G protein-coupled receptor activity. NCBI's taxonomy places the organism in Eukaryota, Metazoa, Cnidaria, Scyphozoa, Rhizostomeae, Rhizostomatidae. The record is from RefSeq and is a predicted model, not a curated record. Gene Ontology annotation, cellular component: plasma membrane. Gene Ontology annotation, biological process: adenylate cyclase-activating G protein-coupled receptor signaling pathway; positive regulation of cytosolic calcium ion concentration; inflammatory response.
AACUUGAGGUGGGGCCAUUUGCCUGUAAAAAAACUGCUCACUGCAGAAGAUACAAGAUAGGGCAUUUUACUUUAUUGAAUCCGCUCCUAUUAGGGAUCAGAUACUGUAGAAACUAUCUAGUGUACCAACACCAAAACUAUCUGCUGGUUAAGAGAUUUAAUGUUAAAGUGCCAAGAGAACACUAAAGGAAACACAACAGUUGUAUCCAAUCCUUCUUCAUUGUACACCUCAAUACUGAUAAGAAAAACAGGAUACAAAUUUUACGUCAAAGAUUUUUUAUAAAUAAAUUUAAAAUGCAUAUGCAGAUUAAUAAAUGUCGUUAAGCUGUUUGUUUAGACCGAUGAAUAGCUUGACUCAGCCCAUGAUUAGCCUGAGUCAGCUUAACACGCCGUUAACCAAAUCUAUUAUGGGUACCUACACAAACAUUAAUUACGCAAGCAACGAUAUGAAUAAACAAGAAGAAAAAACAAAUCUCUAUGCGAAAAGCAUGUGCUGCAGUGCUAUAUUAAACGCGCUGGCAUGAAUGAAAAAUCCCAACAGAUACCAUCCGCACGACUAAACGUUGAGAUGGUUAUCGCAUAUGACCGAGCCAUAAUGGUGCACAAGAUUUUAGAGGAAAUGUGUCUAGAUAAUCCUAAUGAAAAGUUAAGUGAGGAAAAAUCAGGUCUCAAAAAAUGAAACUCGUAGAAUAAACGACUUGCAAAUUCAAAGACCACGGUUGGAAACUUAAAAAAAGGUUUUUCAUAUGUCGGUGCAAAGGUCUGGAAUGAUACCCCAAACGACAUAAGAAAUAUGGAAACCUUUUCAAACCAAAAAUGAAAACCUACCUCUAAUAAAGUAAAAUCAAUAUAGAAAUAAGAAAAUGACCUCCUGGUAGACCAGUUUUUAUAUUUGCCUUAUUUUGUUUUGUAUGCAAAUACUCUUUUAUAUCUAAAUACUAUUUUUUGUUACUGAAGGAGUAUCAUGUUUAUAUAAAGUAUUUGAAAUAUGAAAUAUAUUUGGUCUUGAAAUUGCAAAAUACUACAUAUAACUCACAGAAACAAGCAUCAAAUUGAACCUUUUCACGUAAAACAUGUCUCGAUCUUCUAAAUUCUUAUCGGACUCCCCAUCCCUACUUAGAUUUGUUUGCGCUGUCCCUGACUUUGUGUCAGCGACUUUCAUUCUGAGACCAACAGAUACGGUAAAGAGGCUUAAAAACACCUAGAAACAGAGUCGCUAGGGAUGUUUGAAAAUGCCAUUAAUUCUCAAUUAAUAGGUCGUACAUCAUUGUUCGCUGUUCUUUACUCAUCCUCGAUGAAUUCAAGAUACUGCAAAGAAAAGACAACUAAACCACAGAAUUGUUCUAGACUUGAAUAUACAGUCUUACUCUUUGUGUUGACUACUGCUCUGUUCCUGAUCAACCGCAAAAGUAUCACAGCCUUGGUUACUUUAGUGCGUUAACACGGCAAAAUGUCUGCUAAUGGAACAACUGUUUCUACAUGGCCCUACGAGCCAAUUGAUAUUAAUCAGGGUAUAAUACUUUUUCUUCUGGCGUUUGCUGGGGUGGUUGCAAAUGUUGUUGCAUUCUGUGCAACACUGCAGCUCCCUAGAGCUCUGCAGUCAUCGAUUAAUACAUUUGUACUCGCGUUGUCUUCAGUGGAUCUUCUAUGCCUUGUCCUGGCACCGUUACCAACAUUCAUAUGCUACGUCACGCGGUCCUGGGUUGGUGGACAACACAUGUGCAAGUUUCAAGGCUGCAUAUCAAUUUUUGCAGCUUUUGCGUCAGGUUGCUUUGCCACCGCAAUGGCCAUCGAUCGUCACGCGGCAGUUUGUAGGCCGUUUGCUUACAAGAAUUUUCUCACGCAGAGGUGGCCUUUGCGUGUAACCAUCUCUAUUUUGCUUGGUUCUUUAAUUAUUGCAGUAUUGCCAUUGAUUGGGUUUGGUGACUUUGUACGAAAUCUUACUGGAACAUAUUGUGGUUUAGACUGGUUUGCUUCAGCUCCACUUAGCAGGACUUACGCAAUCAUGUUUGCCUGCAUGGGAAUUUCUCUGAUUCUUGCUGUGGUUUUCGCUAAUACGAGCAUUGCAGUCAAAGUUUGCCAACGGACCAGAAAGAACUCUUUUCACAGAACGCAAGAGAAUUCCCCUGAAAAAAAGUUAACGAGGACAGUCGUGGUUGUUUCUGUACUUUUUGUAAUCUGCUGGCUUCCUUAUAUGGUUCGUAUCAUAUGCAAUCAAGCUGGGUGGUGGAGAGAUCCUUGGGUUGACGUUCAAGUAUCAAGAUUGAUGUUACUCAACUUCGCACUCGACCCAUUUCUAUACACAUUAUCGAGAGCUCAGUGCAGAAAGAUUGUUGGAGGAUGGUUGGGUUAUUGUUGCACACCUUGUAUGAAUGCCCUUAAGAAAACAGGAGACGUCAAAAGAAGCACGCAGGAUUCUUCGACAGUACCUCCAUUUACGGUUAGCAAUAACGAGGCCUAUCAAUGCACAGAGACAAGCCUCACAGAUCUAUCAAGAUGACAGUCAUCAAGAGAUUCUAUCGAUUGUGACUCAGAUAUUCUGUAAUUCUAGCGACUGUGACUCAGAACCUUCGUGUAUAUUCUGUAAUUACUGAAAGUCUUUAAGGCAGUCGUCACUCUGAAAAGGGUUUUCUCAGUAUGGUAGCAUACAGUAAGUAUUUAGAAAGGCUUUCUAAAACUAGUUACAAUUAUUUGAGUAUGAUUAUGCUGUGAUUACGCAAAUACCCCAUCGUGCAACGAAAAGUCAACGAGGGAAAUUAAUAAUUGUAGUAACUAUGAGUGUAACGUUUAAGGGGGGGGGGCUUGCUUAGUAUGGGUCUUACUCGAAUU